AUGACGUUUACCGUCGCACAGUUGGUGAAGUGGGAUACAGACUUCUGGAUUGUUCUCACAGGCGACAUGUUCAAAUGGACAUUUUCUGGCGUUCAUCGGCGUCUUGCAUCCACGUUCAGCGGACUCGUCGGAGCCAUCACCACAAUCGUUUUCACCGUCGCACAGCCAGUUCUGGAAACCAUCACCACAAUCAUUAUCACUAUCACACUUCCAUUGCUCCGGAAUGCAUCUGUGAUUGUCGCAUUGGAAUUUCUUGGCGGCGCAGACUGGUUUCUGGCCGUCCUUACAGUAUUUGACGUCCUCGUCGGAAUAGUCACCACAAUCGUUAUCACCGUCGCAACCGUAUUGAGCGGGGAUGCAUUUUUUGGUAUUCCGACAUUUGAUGGUGUUCUCCGCGCAUUCUGUCUCGUGGAAACAUUUUUCUCCUUUCUCGUCAACUUCAUCGGAUUCAUCCAGACAAUCAUUCUCACCGUCGCACUUCCACUCUUUUGGAAUGCAUCUUCCAUUUUUACACUGGAAUUGGGUGGAGUUAGAGGUACACAACUGCUCGAUGGGCUCCGAUGGGUCCUUCUGACAACUGUGAUUAUUGUCCUUGUUGAUUUUGAAGCCUUGACGACAGGCGCAUUUCGCUUCAAGCUCGUUGGGAUUCGAUUCGGAGGGCGUGGCGAAACAGAGUUGGGUGCAUUGCGAGGCGCGGCAUGGGUGCUCACGGGAGUCGUCGGGGAUCGGUUGGUUUUGAUGGGAACAGGCUUUGAGGGAGAAGAUUGA
Messenger RNA from Caenorhabditis remanei, 768 nucleotides. RefSeq lists its product as uncharacterized. The transcript is spliced from 2 exons. NCBI's taxonomy places the organism in Eukaryota, Metazoa, Nematoda, Chromadorea, Rhabditida, Rhabditidae. The record is from RefSeq and is a predicted model, not a curated record. The coding region runs from base 1 to 768 and encodes 255 amino acids.